Sinocyclocheilus rhinocerous is the source of this 3027-nucleotide messenger RNA. RefSeq names its product Bardet-Biedl syndrome 9 (gene bbs9). Gene Ontology annotation, biological process: cilium assembly. The transcript has 20 exons. Bases 109 to 2631 code for a protein of 840 amino acids. Gene Ontology annotation, cellular component: membrane; BBSome. NCBI's taxonomy places the organism in Eukaryota, Metazoa, Chordata, Actinopteri, Cypriniformes, Cyprinidae. The record is from RefSeq and is a predicted model, not a curated record.
CGUUGGUGUCAGUGCCAUGACAACAGCAGGUCGAGCGUGAGAAGCUGAGAUGGCUUGAGCUGUCUUGUUUUACCACACAUUACUGGAGAAAAUAUCACUGCAUCCAGGAUGUCUUUAUUUAAGGCUCGUGAUUGGUGGGCUUCAGUGCUGGGUGAGGGUGAGGAGUUUGACCAGGGGUGUCUGUGUGUUGGGGAUGUGGAUAACAGUGGAAGUGGAUAUGAUAAGAUUGUAGUGGGCAGUUUUAUGGGGAUGUUACGCAUCUUCUCACCACACCCUGCUAAACCAGAGGAGCCGACGGAAGCUGACGCCCAGCUGCUGGAGGUUCAGUUGCCUGACCCCAUCAUUCAAGUGGACAUGGGCAAGUUUGUCUCGAUAUGCCACAUGAAAGAGCAGUUGAAAUACCGUGGUCAUCAUUUCAUCUGUAUCCAGUCCAUGGAUGGGAUGCUGAUGUUUUUUGAGCAGGAAACAUAUGCUUUUGGUCGCUUCCUGCCUGGCUUCCUGUUGCCCGGCCCUCUGAGCUACUGCAUCCGCACUGACUCCUUCAUCACGGUCUCUUCCACCCGGCAGGUGGAGUGCUACAGGUAUGAGACACUGGCUGUAGCCACAGAUGCAGACACCAGACAAGACUCUGAUCAGCAGAGCAAGAGCUCAGGGAAGAGACUGACGGCUGACUGGACACUGGUGUUAGGAGAAGAGGCUUUAGAUAUCUGUGUUCCCAACACAUCUUCAGUGAUGUCCUCCAUCUUUGUGCUGGGGGAGAGAAAUUUUUUUGGUCUCAAGGAUAAUGGUCAGAUCCGCUUCAUGAAGAAAUUGGAGUUCAACCCCAGCUGUUUCUUGCCCUACGGAUCAGUUUCUGAGGGUUCCACCAACAUCCUGAUGUGUAACCAUAACAACAUGCUGCUGGUGUACCAGGAUGUGACGCUGAAGUGGGCGGCCCAGCUGUCCUGUGUGCCUGUGGCUGUACGCAUUGCUAACUUCCCGGAACUGAGGGGGUUGGUGGUGACUCUGAGCUCUGACGGGCAUCUCCAGUGCUCUUACAUGGGCACUGACCCCUCCUUCUUCACUGCACCUAAAGUGGACGCCCGAGAGGUCAACUAUGAUGAGGUCGACACAGAGAUGAAAAUGCUGCAAAAGGUUAUUCGCGAGGCUACCAAAACCCAAGACAUUCUCCCGAGGGCAGAGACUGAGGAAGAGCUUACUCUGACCGCCAUAGUCUCAUCUAACCUGGACGAAGUCUCGUGCGCUGUCAUACCUGAGAUGAAUGGCAUGCCUGUCCCCUCUGUCACAGUCAAGGUUAAAAUAAAGAGUCGUUCUGCGGUGCAGAGCCCAAAGGUGACGGUGUGUGUUCAGCCUCCUCUAGCAGUCACACAGGACCAGUUUGUGUUGGACUCCAUGGGCAGUGGCUGCGAGUUAGUGGUGAGAUUCUCAGCAUUUCUGAACGGCCACUAUCCUCCAGCGGAUUUGUGUGGAGAUAUCGCCGUGUCCUACAGCUCAGCUACAGAGCUCAACCCUGCAGAGCGUUACAGGAUCCAGAGCGAGAGCUUUGAGGAUAUCUGGCUGGUAGCCAAGGAGCUGGUGCAGCGUUUCGUCCGGCACUUUGCCUCCCUUGGAGCCAAAGACUUUCAGAACAGCUUUACUGGACCAAUUCCACUGCCUGAGUACUUUGAGACAGUGGACCACCACUUUGAGCUUCGUGUGAAUGCGCAGAAGUAUCAGGAUUUGCUGUCGGAGAGAGCCGUCCAGUUCAGGGCCAUCCAGCGCCGUCUACUGACCCGCUUUAAAGACAAAACCCCAGGGCCACUUCAAAACCUGGACACACUGAUGGAGGGAACCUACCGCCAAGUUAUAGCAUUAGCAGAUGCAGCAGAAGACAACCGGGAGCGUUUGAUCCAAGCUUUUACACGUUUGCGGAGCGCCACUCACCUCCUCAUCCUGCUGUUGUCUCUGUGGCAAGGGCUCGGCUCAGAGCAGACUGCCAUCCUGGAGGCCACGCUCCUACCGCUGCUGCAGGACACACCGCAACUUGGCUGGGAGGAAAGCGUGGAUGCAGCCGUCUCCCACCUCUUAAAAUCGUGUCUGUCACGCAGCCCCAAAGAUCAGGCCAUCAGCUUGAGCACCGGCCCACUAACCAUCCCAAAAGACAUGUCACGCCUGAAGAAACACAUCACGCUGCUCUGUGACCGCUUGGGCAAGGGUGGCCGUCUCUCUCUCACCUCAGAAGCCAAUGUCCCUACAACUGUCAUGAUGCCAGUUGGAUGUGAGUCCAUUCCUGAGCCGAUAGUUGAGCAGGAGGAGGAACCACCGCUGCAGCAGGACGCCGCCAAGUACAUUAAAAAGAAACAGCCAUCCAAGAGAAUCAAGAGCAAGUCGGAUUCAUCUAAAGAAUCGUCCAGAGAGAAGAAGGAGAAAGACUCUGGUAAAGAGAAGGUGUCGUCAAAAGAGUCUAAAAGAGAGUCGUCAAAGGAAUCCUCCAAAAGAGAGUCUACAAAAGAGUCAAAGGAACCCUCAAAGGACAGGGAGUCAACCAGAGAGAAAGAGUCAUCAAAGGAGUCUGGGAAGGAGAAGACAAAGGUGUCCAGGAAGUCCUCAGUGAAGGUCAAAGAGAAGAAGUCAGAUGCAGGAGACGGUUGAAUACAUUGGCAGCUGCUGCACUGAUAAAAUUCUUUGGCUUUUUAUUAGUCGGUGUGUCUGUGGAAAGGUUAAUACCUCAUCCUGAUGCUUUUGCUGUAAUUCUAGAGUUGAUAGCAUAGUGGCAGAAAAAACAAUCAAAAAGUGCAUGUUUUCACUCUCUUUGAGGGCAAGUAGACAUGUAGGGGGGCUUUAUAUUUAAACUCAGCUGUCUGCCACUGCAGCCUGUAGUCUGUGUGUCCAUCAUCUCCUAUUGCUCAGAAAGCCACAUGUACGUGACGUCUGAUCACGGGCUAAGAAUAACCACACCACCUUAUCUCUGCUGUCUGUUUGUGUGACAUUCAGAAUUCAGAGAGCUUUUUCAAUUCCAAUCCAAUUUCUGAAUUCGAGUUGAAGUAG